This is a messenger RNA of Pseudopipra pipra, 2262 nucleotides long. It is a transcript of the gene EPS8L3, whose product is annotated as EPS8 signaling adaptor L3. Gene Ontology annotation, biological process: positive regulation of ruffle assembly; regulation of Rho protein signal transduction; Rho protein signal transduction. Gene Ontology annotation, cellular component: plasma membrane; vesicle; ruffle membrane. The record is from RefSeq and is a predicted model, not a curated record. Gene Ontology annotation, molecular function: actin binding. Bases 139 to 1968 code for a protein of 609 amino acids. The transcript has 19 exons. Lineage: Eukaryota; Metazoa; Chordata; Aves; Passeriformes; Pipridae.
CAGGUGGGUGCGGUGCCGGCGACAAUCCCUGUCCCCCGCCCGUGUCACCCUCCGCACCCACAGCCCGGGGCAGGAGCAGCGGCGCCGGGGUCGGGGAUCCCGUCACAGGAUCGAGACCCCCUCGCUGUCCCCGGCAAGAUGGGAGACCCCUUGGGCCGCUGGGGCAGCUCCUCGAGCCGGAGCGACCACGACGACAGGUCCUCGUUCCGACCCCCCAACACCUUCGCCCGCCCCAGCGGGAAAAGCAUCUACCAGCAGCGCAAGGACUACGGGCAGACCCUGCUCCGGGCCCAGCAAGAGUUCCAGCACCACGUGGAGCACCUGCUGUCGCUGCGCCUGGAGCGGGAUUUGCGCAGCCCCGAGGAUUGCCUGGGGCGGCUGAAGGCGCUGGAGGCGCAGGGAAGGAUUUGGGGGCAGGAUGUGAUCCUGCAGGUCAAGGACCAGGAGCUGGUGCUGAGCGAUGUGGAGAGCAAGGAGGAGCUGGAGUCAUUCCCGCUGGGAAGUGUCCAGGGCUGCACGGCCGGGCUGGACAACACGGUGUUGGCCGUGAGCGUCCAGGAGUGGAGCCCCCCCGGGACCACCGUGCUGCUCUUCCAGUGCGAGCGGCCGGGGGCAGAGGUGCUGAGGACCAGCCUGGAGAAGGUGCUGCGGCAGCGCAGGGAGGAGCAGAGGGGCCAUCACGGCUACAGGACCAGCCCGGACGUGCCGCCGAGCGCGACCCCCCCGUACGGGGCCCCGGAGCCCCCCGAGCCCGACCUCCACGUGCCCCCCCCGCGCGGGCCGCCCCCCCAGCGUGGGCCGCCCCCCCCGAGCUACAGUGCCCCGGACCCCCCCCCGGUGCCCCGGGCCAACCCCCCAGCCCAGCUCACGGCCGAGGUGGACCGAGAUGUUGAGGUUCUGAACCACGUCCUGCGGGACCUGGAGCUCUUCGUGGCGCAGCUGAAGGUGUCCCCGGGCUCCCUCAGCCACAAGAAGAAGAAGAAGAAGGAGAAGAACCCGGCGCUGCCCCCAAAGGAGGACUUCGAGCAUUUCUUCCAGAAGGUGAAAUACGCCCUGAACCUGCUGGGCCGGACCCACCGGCACGUGCAGGACCCCGACCCCGCCGAGCUGCUGCGGCUCAUCUUCUCGGCCCUGACCUUCGUGCUGUCCCGCUGCCCCAGCCCCGGCCUGGCCCCCGCCGUGGAGACCCCGCUGCUGCUGCCGGAGGCGCUGGAACUCCUGGAGCAGAGCCUGGGAGAUGACGAUUACGGCACCUGGAAGAGCCUCGGCACCGCUUGGAACAGGGCCAGGGCCGAGUACCCCAACGGCGCCCAGGUGCCCGGGUACGUGCCGGUGUUCUCGGACGGGUGGCUGCCCCCCCCGAGGGAGCAGGAGCGGCCCGGGGGGCUCCAGGACCCUCCGCCCCCCGCCUCAGGUGCCUCUCGGCCGGGCCCCUCGCCCCUGUCCGCGCCCCCCGCCCAGGACCCGCCCCCCAGCCCCCCCGGCCCUGCCCAGGGGCUGUUCCGAGCCCUCUACGACUUCCAGGCUCGGAAUUCCCAGGAGUUGAGCGUCAGGAAGGGGGACACGCUGCAGGUCCUGAGCCAGCAGAAGAAGUGGUGGCUGGUGCAGGACGAGCGCGGGGACCGCGGGCACGUCCCGGGCAACAUCCUGGAGCCCCUCCCGGAGCCGGGGCGCGGGGGGGGCCCCAGCGCCGGCCAGGACAGCCCCCCCACCCUGCGCCCCGACUCCACCCCGGCGGAGGUGACGGCCUGGCUGGCGGACAAGGGCUUCUCGCGGAUCACGGUGCGGAGCCUGGGGGUGCUGCGGGGGCAGGAGCUGCUGCAGAUGAGCCCCGAGGAGCUGCGGGUGGUCUGUCCCGAGGAGUGGCGGAGGGUCCUCUUCAAGCUGUCGGCCGCCAGGACAUCGCUGGAGGUGGGGGACCCCUGCCCUGAGCCCCCUCCCCAGCACGGGCUGUCCCUGGGGGUUUGAGCCACCGCGGCCGCUCCGAUGUCCCCGCCCUGUCCCCACCACGCCCCUCCCAGGACGGAGCCCCCCGGGACGCCCCUCACACCCCCCCGGGACAGAGAAACGCUCCCUGAUGGCAGAGGACACGCGACCCCCCCAGAGCCACAAACGGCUGCUGGGACCCCUCGGGGGGCUCUUGGGGACACCCCCCCAGGGAAGCGGAGGGCAGGACCCCCCCCUCGGGGGGUGCAGAGGCUGCAGAAUGAUUGUGCACCCCCAAAAUGUGUGGGAAAUAAAGAGUGACAGAAAUGGGCUGUG